Mesitornis unicolor (brown roatelo) is the source of this 1128-nucleotide messenger RNA. Its product is annotated as [Pyruvate dehydrogenase (acetyl-transferring)] kinase isozyme 4, mitochondrial-like. The record is from RefSeq and is a predicted model, not a curated record. Gene Ontology annotation, biological process: regulation of glucose metabolic process; protein phosphorylation. Gene Ontology annotation, cellular component: mitochondrion. NCBI's taxonomy places the organism in Eukaryota, Metazoa, Chordata, Aves, Mesitornithiformes, Mesitornithidae. Gene Ontology annotation, molecular function: pyruvate dehydrogenase (acetyl-transferring) kinase activity.
UUUGGAUUAUUCAUAGGCUCAACUAAUGGAUGUGAGAGGACUUCUUUUGCAUUUUUGCGACAAGAACUUCCUGUGAGGUUUGCAAACAUACUGAGAGAAAUCGAUCUUCUUCCUGAUAAAUUACUAGGCACUCCUUCAGUACAACUAGUAAAACGCUGGUACAUCCAAAGCCUUAUGGAGCUGGUUGAGUUCCAUCAGAAAAGCCCAGAUGACCAAAAAGUCUUAUCUGACUUUAUAGAUACGUUAAUUAGAGUCCGAAACAGACAUCAUGAUGUGGUUCCUACAAUGGCACAAGGAGUAAUUGAAUACAAAGAUACUUUUAAAGUAGAUCCUGUCACCAAUCAAAACAUUCAGUACUUUUUGGAUCGUUUUUACAUGAGCCGUAUUUCUACCCGGAUGCUAAUGAACCAACACACCCUUCUUUUUGAUGAUAAAUCCAGUUCAGGGCACCCAAGGCACAUUGGAAGUAUUGAUCCUUGCUGUGAUGUUGCUGAAGUAGUGAAUGAUGCUUUUGAAAGUUCCAAGAUGUUGUGUGACCAGUAUUACUUAACAUCUCCAGAACUGAAACUUACCCAAGUGAAUGGAAAAUUUCCAGGAGGGCCAAUUAACAUUGUAUACGUUCCAUCUCAUCUUUUUCACAUGCUUUUUGAGCUCUUUAAGAAUUCAAUGAGGGCAACUGUUGAAUUCCAAGAAAACAGUCCUUCUCUUUCUCCAAUUGAAGUGACAGUUGUUCUAGGACAAGAAGACCUUGCAAUUAAGAUCUCAGACAGAGGAGGUGGUGUUCCAGUAAGGAAAAUUGAGCAGCUGUUUAGCUACAUGUAUUCCACUGCACCAAGGCCAAGGAUGGAUGAUGGUCGAAAUACCCCUCUUGCUGGCUUUGGGUAUGGCUUGCCAAUUUCUCGUCUGUAUGCUAAAUACUUUCAAGGAGAUCUAAAUCUCUACUCCAUAUGUGGUUAUGGAACAGAUGCAAUUAUCUACUUGAAGGCCCUAUCAACAGAAUCAGUAGAAAAACUCCCAGUUUUUAACAAAUCUGCUUCCAAGCAUUACCAAGCUACCUCAGAGGCGGAUGACUGGUGCGUCCCAAGUAAAGACCCAAAGAAUGUAUCAAAGCAGAGUGCAGCUCUCUGA